Molecule: messenger RNA, 2530 nt
Organism: Leptopilina boulardi
Lineage: Eukaryota; Metazoa; Arthropoda; Insecta; Hymenoptera; Figitidae
Gene: Hinfp
Product: histone H4 transcription factor
Exons: 6
Coding region: 272-1954 (560 amino acids)
Source: RefSeq, a predicted model, not a curated record
UAGUAAUUUUUGUAAAAAAUAAGGACAGUGCAUUAUUUUUUAAUUUACAUUCUAUAUGUAGUAAAAUUCAAGCACUUUUGUGAUCACCGUGAAUAACGUAAACAUUAAAAUUUGACGAAGCAAAAUACCUCUUGCGUCUUUCAAUCAUUUGACGGACGAGAAACAUUUGGAGGAAAGAAUUCUAUAGCGAUUCAUUUCAUUAAAAAAAGAUAUAUUCUCGUUUUCAAGAGAGAGGAAAAAAAUUUUCAUCUAAAGAAAAUUUUGUUGCAAAAUGUGUGAAAUGAUGAAGAAAAUGAUUAAAACAAAAGAAUUACGUGAAAGAUGUAGCGAUUGGGUCGAUUCACAAGUUAUGUUGAUUACAUCGGAAGAAGAUCCUUUAUCGAUUUUAAAUUUAGACGAAACUGAAGAUACUGUCUCAAAUUCUGAAUUUGAUUCUGUUUCACAAUGUGGAGCAAAAAGACGUAGAUUGGGAAAAAAAUUAAAAGACGAACAAUUAGAUAUAUUGUGUGAAUGGAAAAAUUGUUCAUUUAAUUCGUCAUCGCCGAAAAGUUUUCUCGAUCAUAUGAGUGGACAUAUUCCUGAAUUGGAAAUAAAAAUGUUGGAUAACGGCACGGGAACAUAUAUAUGUGGCUGGAAAAAUUGUCCUUAUGAAACACCAUUGACAACGGAAAUAACAUGGCACGUUUAUUAUCAUUCAUAUCAUGGAAAAUUAAAAUCAAUUGGCAAUAAUUUUAAGCAGAGAAAUAAAUUGCCGCAAUGUAUUCGUGAAACUGACUGGUCAAAUAUGGAAUUACCACCGACAUUAAUUUGCCAAUGGAAUAAUUGCCUCGAGACUUUUAAUAAAUAUCAAACAUUUCUAGAUCACGUUACAAUUCAUAUAGAAAAAUAUCCCCGUGGUAACAAUGUGGAUGGUGGCAUUCAAUGUAAAUGGUCUGGUUGUAAAAAUGUAUUUCCAAGUAUUCACAAAUUAAAAGAUCACAUAAGAAGUCACACAAAAGAGAAAACAAUCGCAUGUCCCGAUUGUGGUUUAAUGCUUUCAACAAACUCAAAAUUUCGUGAACAUUGUGAUCGACAAAUUUCAGUUGAAACGCAAGGAUUUUUGUGUUCAGUUUGCAAUAAAUUUUAUCCAACUGCAAAAAUUCUAAACGAACACGAGAGGCAACAUAUUUAUUCGAUUAAAUGUAAUUUAUGUGAUAUGAUUUGUAAAUCGUCGGCUACACUAGCUAAACAUAUUCGUUAUAGGCAUUUGGAAGAAAGAGCGUUCGCUUGUCAAUUAUGCAAACACAGUGCAAAAACGCAACAAGACUUGGAUUAUCAUAUGUCAGUGCAUACAAAGGGACCAAUGUUUCAUUGUCAAGCAGAAGGCUGUAUGUAUCAAUGUAAAAAUGCAUACGUACUUGAUAGGCAUAUGGAAAAAACACAUUGCCAAGAUAUAAGAUGGUAUUGUUGUCAUGAAUGUCCUGUAAAAUAUCAAAAAAGUUAUCGUCUCACGAAACAUUUAAUGGAUGUACAUCAUAUCUCGUUGAAUAUUGGACACAAGCGUUUUCAAUAUCAAAGAUGUGACGACGGAUGUUAUCGUGUGCAAACGGCGAGAUUUGAAUUUUACGAAGAAAACGAAACCAAUUCCACAUCGGAUAAAGUGAUGAAACCAAAUAUUAACAUUACAGAUAAGAAUUACACAUUAAAAAUCACACAAGCCUCGGAUAUUUGUGUUGAAGUGAUAGAAGCGCAAGAUAAUUUACGAGAAGAAGAUAUGGAAAUUGAGGGCGCAUUGGAAAUUGACGAAGGAGAUGUUUCUCCUGAAUUGGGAAAGUCAAUGCCAAUUAUUUCGAAUAUUCUUAUUUCAAUUGACGAAAUGGAUGCAGAUGGAAAUAUAAUUCGAAGUAAAUUAGUUGAGACACAAGAAACAAGCGUUCUACCACCAUCGGAAGAACCUCCAAUUAUAUUAACUUAAAUCUUUAAUAGUUAAUUUUGUUCUACACGAUAAGAUUAUUAUUAAUUAAUUUUUUUUAGUUAUUAUUUGACUCUCACUUAUUCUAACUUUGUUGUACAAAAUUUAUUCACUAUAGUUGUACAUUCUUAAAAUUUAGAUUUAUAUACUAGACAUAAUUAAAAUUAACAUGUUUAAAAAAUUGAUGAAAUACUCAAUUUAUGAUACUGAAAACUUUUUUUUUAUCUAUUUUUAGUGAUUAUUAUAAUUACCUACUUUGUAUAAUUAUUUAGAUUUUAAUUUUCAUUGACAAAAUUGCAGUAUUUGUAAAAUAUUUUUUUUUGAAAAUAGAAAUUAAAUUUAUUGUAAAUUGUAAAUUUAAUUAAAAAUCAGUUAAUUAAAUUAACGUAGUGAUACAAUUUACAAUUAUUAAUUUUUUUCAACUUUUUGGUUGAUUUAGAACGUAAAUUUUAUUUGUCAUUUUUUUCUCGUUCAAAAUCAUCAUUAUGAAAACAGAAAUUUUGUUAAGUAUCUCCAUCUUCAUAAUGUUUUUCAGAUUAUAAAUGGUUAGUUUAAAUAAAACUGUAAAUACGAAUAAAA